AUGCUCAGAAGCCUUAGACCAUUAUCGACAGUGCCGACUCAAGUCGCGACAAGCCGUCUCGCAACCCUCCACCACCAAUUUUCCCCAUUCUCUUCGUCGUCCGCUUCCAAGAUGCCCCUCAUACCUUCGACAAUGUCGAGCAACAAGCCUCGGGUAAUCCUAGGUCUAAUGACCUUUGGCCCACCAGGGACCGAGUCCAAAGGUGGUCGGAUCACGACGUUGGACGAGUACAACAAAUGCCUCGACUACCUGCAACAGCGAGGGUACAAUGAAGUCGACACAGCACGGUCAUACAUCGCCGGGGAACAAGAAGGAUUCACACACCAGGCAAAGUGGCAAGACCGCGGCCUGACCCUCGCGACGAAAUGCUACCCGGUCAAGCCCGGCGACCAUGCGCCCGACAAACUGCGCGCCAGUCUGGAGAAGAGCCUGAAAGAGCUGGGUACGAACUGUGUGGACAUCUUCUACCUGCACGCACCGGACCGGAGUGUGCCGUUCGAAGAGACGCUCGGGGCGUGCAAUGACAUGUUCAAGGAAGGCAAGUUCGUGCAGUUGGGACUGAGCAACUUUGCGGCGUGGGAGGUUGCGGAGGUCUGGAACAUCGCCAAGGAAAGAGGGUGGGUGAAGCCGACGAUCUAUCAGGCCAUGUACAAUGCCAUCACGCGGGAUAUUGAGAAGGAGCUUGUCCCGUGUUGUAGGAAGUACGGCAUUGAUCUGGUCGUAUAUAAUCCGCUCGCUGGCGGCGUGUUCAGCGGCAAGUAUAAAUCGAAAGAAGACGUUCCGCCAGAGGGACGGUUCGCGGAUGUCGCGAAGGCUGGGAAGAUGUACCGAGACAGAUACUUCCACGACACCACGUUCGCCGCGCUACAGCACAUCGAGCCCGUGGUCAAAAAGGCUGGCCUGACACUCCUGGAGACCGCGUUGCGGUGGUGCGUGCACCAUUCCAAGCUCAAGGUGGGGAGCGAGGGCAACGAUGGAAUCAUCAUCGGCGUGAGCAGUUUCGGUCAACUCGAGACCAAUCUGGCCGAUCUGGAGAAGGGCCCCUUGCCGGAAGAGGUGGUCACUGCGCUGGAUGAGGCGUGGGAAAUGUUUGCGUACAAGGGGCCUUCGUACUGGCGGUAA
Molecule: messenger RNA, 1122 nt
Organism: Exophiala xenobiotica
Lineage: Eukaryota; Fungi; Ascomycota; Eurotiomycetes; Chaetothyriales; Herpotrichiellaceae
Exons: 4
Coding region: 1-1122 (373 amino acids)
Molecular function (GO): oxidoreductase activity
Source: RefSeq, a predicted model, not a curated record